AUGGAGAGGAUGAGCGACGCAAAGAAUAGCAUCGAGAUGAAUGGGACGACGCGGGCGCAGUCCCUCGAGGAUGAGGAGCAACAACAGCAGCAGCACGAGCCCAUAGCCAAGCCAGGCACCGAGCCUGAAUCUGGCGGCGUUCAGGAGAAGAAAUACGUCGAAGUCUCGUUUGAUGAUGGCUACUUUCCAGAUCAGUUCAAGGACCCGCAAAAGAUGCCACCGGCGCGCUUCUACCUCGGCAUGGCCGUCAUUGCCUACAACGCCUUUAUUCUCUCCCUCUAUGCCAGUGCCUACCUCUAUGUGGCACCCUACGCCCAGGAAGAGUUCCACACGGGCGAGCAAGUGAGCCGCCUGCCCUUUGUUUUCUACGUCAUGGUCUGGGGUGUGGGCACUCUCUUCCUCGUGCCCCUUGCGGAUCUGUAUGGCCGGAAACCAAUCUUCAUCACUAGCUGUGCGCUCUGGGUCAUCUGGCAUAUCGGAGCGGCGAGGGCCAAUAACAUGGCCACGCUGACGGUCACGCGUGCUUUUGCCGGGCUCGUCGGCACAGCGACACUCGCCGUCGGAGGCUCAUACGCUGUCGAGGCGGCCCAGGGCCUCGUCGUGGCAAAGGGCAUCGUCAUCUACAGCUGCGGUGUCUUUCUGGGCCCCGCCAUUGGCCCCCUCAUUGGAGGCGCGGUUGCCAACUACGUGACCAACGAUAAUCAGGAAAAGGCCGGCUGGCGCUGGGUCUUUUACUCUGCCAUCAUCGCUGGCGUCAUCUCGGUUGUCCUCUUCAUCUUCGUCUAUCCGGAGACGAAUCGAUCGGUGCUGCUGCAGCGCAAGGCGCGCCUGAUCCGCAAGCAGUACCCACAUCUGGACGUCCGCCUGGGCUUUGAGCCACCAAAGUUCGGCGAAAAAGUCGUGUACAUUGCCACGACGGCGGGCAAGAUGAUCAUUACGGAGCCCAUUGUCAUCUUCAUCAGUCUGUGGCAGACGACGGUGCUCGGCGUCCUCUACCUCUUCUUUGAGGCCUUCCCAAUCGUCUACGGACCCAAGGACCUCUACUAUGCCAAUAGCGGGUACAACUUCAACGCGUUCCAGAUCGGUCUGGCAUUCUUGGGCAUUGGGCUGGGUAUCACACUCGGCGGCGUGUACGGCUUUACGCUCGACCUCAAGUUCUACGUCAAGAUGGUGAUGGCCCGCAGGGGCGCACGGCCACCCGAGCUGCGCGCCUACCUCGGCAUCGGCUCGUCGGUGCUGGCGACGGUGAGCCUUUUCUGGUUCGGCUUCACGACAUACAGCGAUUCGGUCCACUGGAUCGUCUCAAUCAUUGCCAGCGUCUUUUACGGCAUGAGUGUCAUGGGUGUGCUCCUCGUCACGAUUGGCUACACCGUCGACGCCUACGGGCCCAAGUCCGGCGCGGCCUUUGCGGCCGAAGCCCUCAUCCGGUCCUGCAUUACCGCAAUCCUGCCCCUGUUUGGCGACAAAAUGUUCCAGAACCUGGGGCCUCGCUAUGCGGUCCUCAUUCUCGCCCUCAUCAGCUUGGCCGAGAUUGCUAUUCCCGUCGUUGCGCUCCUGUACGGCAAGACGAUCCGUGGCUGGUCUAAUCUGGCCGUCAAGGGAUGA
Acaromyces ingoldii is the source of this 1605-nucleotide messenger RNA. RefSeq names its product MFS general substrate transporter. Lineage: Eukaryota; Fungi; Basidiomycota; Exobasidiomycetes; Exobasidiales; Cryptobasidiaceae. Gene Ontology annotation, molecular function: transmembrane transporter activity. The transcript has 3 exons. The record is from RefSeq and is a predicted model, not a curated record. Gene Ontology annotation, cellular component: membrane. Gene Ontology annotation, biological process: transmembrane transport. The coding region runs from base 1 to 1605 and encodes 534 amino acids.